AUGCCUUUUUCUUCUUACACUCGCUUGGCGCUUGCUUCGGCUGGUUUAGCUGCUAUCGUGAGUGCACAAUCGGACCCUUGUGCGGUGUGCGACGAUGUGCAUUUCUUUCUGGCUCGAGGCAACAAUGAGCCAUACCCUGGGCGACAAGCGGCCUUGGUAGAGGCGACUUGCGAUGGUCUGGCAAGUUGUGGUUACGAGAACUUGUACUUCUCAGCACUUUACACGGAUCUGUACUGCCAGACUGCAUACGAUGGUGCUGUCGCAGGCCAUGUGCAAAUGACUGCGUAUGCAGAGAAAUGUCCGGACUCGAAGAUCAUUCUGGCCGGAUACUCGCAAGGCGGUCAGAUAGCUUCUGAUAUUCUUGGUGGUGGUGGCGGGUACUCAUUCAAUGGCUGCUAUCAGCCUGAGACACCAGCUAUGGACUCAACCACAAGUCCUGGCAACAAGGUCGCCGCUGUGAUGAUCUUCGGCGACACUCGCCACACAGCAAACAUGACUUACAACUACGGCAACGGUUCUGCCCUCGACGGUUGGUUCCCACGCGACUCGACACAAGUCGCCAAGCUCCAACCAUACGCAAACAUCAUGCGCAACUGGUGUGUGUCCAGUGACCCGAUCUGUGCCGCCAACCAGACCUCAUACAGCGAGACGAGUCACUUGAGCUACUACAAUAUCGACUCCCAAGAAGCCGCAUCAUUCAUCAGAUCCGUCGCUUCACUAACAGAAACCGACACCGCAUUUUCGACGGCAAUUCCGACUAGCUUGUCUGGCAUCGUACAGAACUACGCCACAGUCGGCACAGCUACGCCAUCUGGAUCCGUUUCUACAGACGCUACGUGGACGAGCUCGACGUCUUACGCCGCUUGCACAGCAACCUCGUACUCACAAGCUGUUGCCACCACAAACACCACCAUCAGCAGCACCAUGUCUUCGACAUUUUCUGCUACUGGUGGGACAGUGACGGCUUCAGUCGCCAGCAACUUUCCAGUCACUGCGUCCAGUGGCGUGAACGCCGUAGCAAGCGCUAGCACAAGUGCAACCGCUUCUAGCAAGGGAAGCUCGAGCGCCGCUGCAGUAAGUGUGGUCGCUGACUGCCUUCGGAUCACCCUCUUUGCUGGCAUGGGUUUGACCUUGGCUUUUGUACUAUAA
Molecule: messenger RNA, 1149 nt
Organism: Recurvomyces mirabilis
Lineage: Eukaryota; Fungi; Ascomycota; Dothideomycetes; Mycosphaerellales; Teratosphaeriaceae
Exons: 2
Coding region: 1-1149 (382 amino acids)
Molecular function (GO): hydrolase activity
Source: RefSeq, a predicted model, not a curated record